GAUGUGGUUCUUCCUAUGCUUGAACCUCCACCAGCACAUAUGUCUCACAGCACUCUCGAUACCCGACAGUUUCAGGACCUCCCCCUGUCAGAGACAAGUGCGCCUCCUCACUGGUCUGCGCGUCGUGCCGAGGAGUGGGCCUCAACAAAUGCCGUGACGCCCAGCGCCACAGGGCCUCACAGGGACCGGGUGUCGACAAGCAUGUACGCGGUCCCAAACACCUCGUGGCCCCCUCCUCCAGCCCAACUGGCUGAGCACAACACGAGCCGACACACCAUGAGCUCUAGGGUCGCGACGACCGACAGCAGUGAGCGGUGGAACAAUAUCUACCAGCCGGAGCAAGGCUAUGUGGAACGCCGCAUAGGUAUCGCUUCGAAUAGAUUCACCAGCUCGUCGUGCGGUAGCGCAGCACUAGCGUACACGAGUCAUUUGCCCACAGCACCAUCGCCGGCUUCGCUCUUGACGGGCCGUUGCAUGCAGCCGACAUCAAGUGGCAUGAGGCCCGACCAUCACCGGCCACCAUCGCCGCCGAAGACGACUCCUCUCAGCAGUCCACACAAGCGGUCCUGCGACUAUGGCCAUGCCCUCUCUUUGACUCCGGCCGGGGGAUCCACUUGCAGGGCCUUAUCAGCCAAGGCACCUCGACCACCAUCUUCCGCAUUGUCGUCUGCCAUCCCGCGAGUACCGACGCCGCCAUGGGGAUACCGGCCGUCGGGUAUCAUACACGAGGAGGCUUGGGUGCUCGACGAGCCUAUGGACGCCGCCCUCGCCGAGCGCCUCGAGUUGGACGGAGCUCGCUUGGAGAACGCGCUGUCGCUGGCUCAGGCUCAGCGCGGCAGCCCGCCGUACCGCCCAGAUAUUCACUCGGGCACAGUGUACGCGGAGGCUCCGCCACCGCGGGAUGCAGGCAGGCGGUCGCACAGAGACAAGUUCAGCGACGACGUGCAUGAUGUGGGUGCGGAGUAGCUGGACCUGGCGUUGCGACUGCCGAUGAGUCUCGCUGCGGAUAUUUCUAAUAUCUCGAAUGUCAACAAUUUCUCACGCGCCUGUCAUACUUCACGCUUCUCCUGUACAGAGAGCUGCUGCGAUUACAGCGCAAUCCGCUUUCUCGUGUCUUGGCUCGUACCUCAUAGUACUAACCUUGCUACACAUGCAAACCAUUAUUAUAGCAAGUCUAGUAACAUCGUACCGUCCUGCAAUGGCCUUGUCGAAUGCAACGUGUUGCGC
Messenger RNA from Phanerochaete carnosa HHB-10118-sp, 1227 nucleotides. RefSeq lists its product as uncharacterized. Lineage: Eukaryota; Fungi; Basidiomycota; Agaricomycetes; Polyporales; Phanerochaetaceae. The transcript has a single exon. Bases 16 to 966 code for a protein of 316 amino acids. The record is from RefSeq and is a predicted model, not a curated record.